Messenger RNA from Phasianus colchicus (ring-necked pheasant), 2096 nucleotides. NCBI's taxonomy places the organism in Eukaryota, Metazoa, Chordata, Aves, Galliformes, Phasianidae. The record is from RefSeq and is a predicted model, not a curated record.
CUGAUGGCAGUUGAGGCCGUUGGGGCAGCUGGAGCUGACAUAAAGUGAGAACUGUUGGGGGGAGGAGGAGGGAACAGAGCUCCGAGCCCCCCCGCGCCACCACCCUGGGAACCCCUUGACUCCCCCCAUGGACCCCUCAGGCACAGCACCAGUGCCCUCAGCUUGGAGCCCCCUCACCCCUAUGUGGUGUUUUCAGGAGGGGGGUCACGGCCAGGGCUGACUCAGGGCCUAUUUAUAGGGAAAGAGAAGUGGGGAGGGAAAAUCAGGCGGGUCCAAAAUCCCCUAAAAUCCAGGCUUGGGGGGAAGGUGGGGGGGUGGAGCGAUGGCCGCCCCCCUCCCUGGAAAGCCCCACUGUGCUAUGGGGCCCCUAUGGGAGAUGCAUUGUGGGGUGGUGCUGCCCAGCAGGCCAAGACACGUUGUUCGUUAACACGCUGCUCGUUAAUGUUCUCGUUAACACACAUCCGUCCGUGCCCCACCCCAACGCUGGGACUCCCAUCCCUGGGGGGGGGGGGUCUGGGCUGGGUGAGGCUGUAUGGAUCCAUGUGGAUCCCAUGAGGAUCCCGUGUGGGUCUGGGGUAUUUCCCAUGCAGAUUCUGGGUGGGCCCAUGGGAAUCCCACAUAAAUCUGUGUGGAUUCCAUGUGGUCCCAUGCAGAUCCCGUGUAGCUCCCAUGCAGAUCCCAUGUAGCUCCCAUGUGGUCCCAUGCAGAUCCUGUGUAGCUCCCAUGUACAUCAUAUGUAGGUCCUUACGGAGCACAUACAUGUUGGUUCUGCAUGGAUUCUAUGUGAAACCCGUGUAGCUCCCAUGCAGAUCCCAUGUAGCUCCCGUGUACAUCACAUGUAGGUCCUUACGGAGCACAUAUAUGUUGGUUCUCCAUGGAUCCCAUGUCAACCCCAUGUCUGUGCAUGAAGAUCCCAUGUGGAUCCCAUGUACCAGAGUUGAGAGGACCCUGCAGCCCCCCCAGUUCUGCCCAACAAGCUCAGCCCCACGCGUGUCCCCUGCCCCCCCCACAGCGCUCACCCCAUCCCCCAUAAGCCCCGCCCCUUUCCCACUCGGGGGCGUGACCAGACGUGUGGGCGUGGCUUCGCCCGCUAAAUGGGCGUGGCCAGCGGGCUGCGCAGCCAAUGGGACGCGCUUCCGCCCCGCGCGGGUAUAAGGCGCGGCGACUGUGGGUUACAGGUUCGAUUCCCGUCGCCGUCUUCUCGGUUCUGUGUUCGCCGUUCUGGUUCCGUGCGCGGUUCCGCUGCCGGUUCGGCCGCAUGUGCGCGCGGAUGGAGCCUCCGUUUUUCCGUUCUCCGCCUUCCCCGGCCGCUUUCUGCCGCCCGGAGCCCGAUUACAGCAUGCUGCCCGCGGGCUGGGCCCCCACGGAACCGUUCCGUGCGCUCAAACCGUGCACCGACGGCGGAUUUUUCGGUGGCGGCGGCGGCACCGGAGGGGGGGGGACUUUUUUCUACCCCCCCACGGCGGAACGCGACUCUUUCCCCACGAGCUUCGCGCAGGCGCUGGAUGAGCUGCACCACCCCGGACCCCCCAACGUCAGCCUCCCGGAGCCCCCCCAGGGGAUGGCGGCACCGGGGGGGUCCUUUCAAGCGGUCCCCACAACGGAAGGAUCACCGGAGCAGCCCCAAGCGGCGGAGUCUCCCGAAAGGCUUCAAGCGGAGAGACGGCGGCUGAGGAACCGGUUGGCGGCGAGUCGGUGCCGGCGGCGGAAGCUGGAGCGGAUCGCUCGGUUGGAGCAGCGGGUGCGGGGAUUGCGGGCGCAGAACGCCGCGUUGGCGGCGGCGGCUGCCGGGCUGCGCGCUCAGGUGCGGCGGUUGCGGGGCUCCGUGCGGGACCACGCGGGGUCGGGCUGCCCGCUGCCGCACGGAGCCGCGCUCGGCUUCUAAAGGGAGGUGGGGGGGGGUCUUGCGGGGUGAGGGACCCCGCGGAGAGCACGGAAACCCCCCAUCAAAUAGAGCCCCGGCGGCUCCUGAUGAGACUAUUUAGGGGUCUUCUAAGGGACCCCCCCGCACACAGCGGCUCCAGAUGGCACUUGAGGGGGUGCUUCCACACGAUGCGGACCCCGCCGCGCUGACGGCAACGGAUGGGAGUUUUGAA